GAUGGGAAAACGUGAACCGUGAAGACACAAUAACGCGACUGCAGUGGAAGCCCGUUUCGAUAGUUCUUAACAGUGUUAUCCCCUUGAAAAUGAUUUUCAGAAGUUAUCGAAAAAAUUGUCCGUCUCUGAGAGACUAUGUGUUGGUUCUUUGUGGUUAACAAUUUUUCGGAAAAUAAUAUUGGAUUUUAUGUAAAAUAUACAUAAUAGGCGUGAUGACAGUUAGUCUUAAACAGAUGCAUAUUCAGUCUUGAUUGCCGAUUGCCUGUGUGGAAACUGUUACGCGUAGUUAUGUGUGGAAAAUGUACGAGCAAUCGCACACAACCCACAAAAAUUCGUCGUCUUUUGUAUGUACGUGCUGUGUACUGCUGCUAACGACGCUGCGCUGUCUGUUACUGAGUACACAACAUGUAGGGACGACACUAUGUCGACGGAAAGGCAAUCGCAAUUAGAAAAGUGUAAGCGAGAUGACUAUUGCUGCUCUGCUAGAGACAUUGUGCACAGCACACAGCACAGCACAGCCUCAUACAUAUACAAUGCUAACUAGCGCGCGAGCGCUCUCGCCGUUGCGGCAACGACAUUGUCAACUAUAGACGACAGAAGCAUAGAGAAAAAAACCGAACCGAACAGAAGUACCUCCCAUCUGCGUAUAUCGUAUGUGAAUAUAUAUGUAUGUACAUACGACGAUUUAUAUGCACGUAUAAAUGGGCAUAUAUGUGUGUGCAUAUAUAUUUGAAGAAGAGUAUAUGACGAAUGAUGAAGUGCUAGACAAAAUAAAUAUGGACUAUUUUCGGUGAAUUCUCAAAUCGGCGUUUUUUUUAUGUGUUUCUUUCUGUUUUGUGUAAUUCUGCUGACCUGAAAAGUGUGUGCUGUUUGUUAAAAAGUGUGCAGAAUUAAAUAUUAUGUGUGUGUGUACAGAAAAAGCGCAACUAAUUGGAAUAGGGAAGUUUGCUUAAACAUGUAAUUUAAUUUUAAAUAUUUUUUGCGACUUGGCGACUUAAAUUAAUCGACAUGCUAAACUGAGGUGACGACCACCGGUGCGAAAAUACAAAAAAAAAAACCAAAGUUGAGCAGUGCACGGGUCACAAAAUAACAAUAACUUCAAAACAGUCGGCGCAGCAUCGAUUUUUUCAAAAUACACGCGAUUGAAUUGAAUGGUUGGCCAAAAAGGUGCACCAGCCCAAUAUCCAAUACCGACUACCCAAUACCGAAUACCAAUAUUUGAAAGCUUUCGCCUUAUCGCUGGUCUAGAGCCCCAAGAGCAGAGCCGAAUGCAUUGGAAAAGGAACUGAAGCUGAAGCUGGUGCACUGGUGUAAUUCAUUGGAAGCCCACACGCAGAAGAAAUGGACACAUCAAAUGCCAGCAGCGCUAAAUCAAAGACGUCUGCGUCGGCCAGCAGCAGUAGUAUCAAUGGAUUAGGAUUAGGACCACAAAACAAGCAUAUAUUGUCGCAGGACAUCUCCUCGGUGAACGUGAACGUUGCUGCGCAGGAUGAGAAGAACGAGACCCCGCUGUCAGCGGCAGCAGCCACAGUCCUGACGGUAGUCGGCCAGACCAUGGCCAAGAGCACUGCUCCGCUGGCGGUGCUGCACCUUCCUCCGCCGACGGCCACCGCCUUAGUCCAAGCAAGUGCCAACAUCUCUGAAUUGGGCUCCAUGCCGCGAGCACGGCCAUCAUUCGUAUCAAAUACCUCAACAACGGAAGGGAAACCCAUGGCCGUGGCGUCCAUGCCCUCGGAGUCGGCCUCCUCGUCGGAGCCAUCCUGUCCGGUCGCCGUAUCGAUGGCUCCCAGUGCCUGCGACUUUGAUUCCGACACGGAACUCUCGAUUGUGGCCGCCGCCGCGGCGGUCUCGGCCGCAGCCGGCAUAGAUUCGAGGUCCCCCACAUCUCCUCCGCCCUCGGCGGCGUCAACGAUAAUGCCCGCACUGGGAUCUGGAGGUGGAGGCACUGCAGCAUCACUCUCGACCAUGGCCGGGAGUCAAGGCGGAUUUGGAGCAGGAUCAGGCGUAGUGGCUGGCAACACGAACGGCCACAGCACAUCCAGCAGCAGCACUCACCUUAGUUUAAAUGCCAAGCAACAGCGCCAGCAGAAACGUCGGCGGGAACGUGCCCAGCGUUUGCAAGCGGAACGCGACAGCCGAUGUAAUUCCAGUUCGCUGAGUGGCACAUUCAUCGCCGGAUCCGUGGGGGUCAGUGCUAUAAGUGCUGCCAAUGUGAAUGCAGCCGGAGGUCAGGGAAGCCUCGUUACGCCCAACGGCGGGAACUCAUCGGUGGCGAUCGGGAACGGAUCGGUGGCAGGACCUGGCAAUGGCAUGAUUUAUCAUAUUAAUAGCGCUGGCAGCAUGGGCGAGGACAGUAACAACUCGAAUGGAAACUUUACCAGCAGCAGCAAUGGCAGCAACAAUCUUCUGCCCCCUACAGAUAGUAUUGCAUCGUUACUCCUAAAUCCACCACAUUCCCCUGAGUGCAACUCGGGACUAAUGGCCACGCCUAGUGAUAGCGAAGGAGAGUCGCUGGAUGAGGAUCUUCUGUCGACCUCGUCUUCGUCAACACUACUUUUGCCACGCGAUAAGCCACCGCCUCGACCACCACCUCCAGUUCGAAGAAAGUUGCCCCGAUCUCCAGUACUCGAAGAGGAAAUCAUCGAUGGAUUUGCUAUAUUGGAAUUCAAGACAUACGAAGAUCUUGAGUUUGCCAUCAAAUUGGGACAAAAACGUAAGGAAAAGCGCCUUUCUGCAUUGGACGAGCUAACUUGUACCUACAGUAUAGAGGAAAUGAAAAUCCCAAAGGUUAUCGAUACUGGUCAAUCCCAACCUUUGCGUGUCACAAACCUGUCCACUUUGACUGUUAACAACAACAACCUAAAGGAAAAUCCGCACCCGCACCCGCAGCCUCUUCACCGUGGCGGCAAUGUCAUCAGCAACAACAACAUCACAAGCAAUGGCCCAAGUGCAAACAGCAAUAACAACAGCAGCAUAACUAACGUAGUGUAUCUGUUGCCAUCUGUGAACAUUGGUACGGUUUUGGAGACGGAAACUGAACCUAGGGAUCAUUGGCGAUCUGAAUAUGGGCAGCAGCAAGACCAAUUGCAAUCUGACAAUAGCGCAAACAGUAAAAGUAAUAUCAUUAGUGAUGAUAAUCAAAUUAACAAUAGUAGUCACCAAAUAAAUCACUCCAACCAAUCAAACAAACAAGCGGAAGGUGGUUGCAAUGCAGCAAAAAUGCAAGUAAACAGUGCUACCAGUACAAGAUUUUUGGAGAACGAUAACGAUUCACUUAUGUUGGAUAUAAGCCAGCCAUCGCUGGGCGUUGGUGGGGCCGUAUCGCAUAGUCAUGACCAUAUUGACGUGGGUAUGAUACACACCAGUUGUACUGGCAGCGACACCAAAAAAUCUCACAAUUCCCCCGCCACAAGUAACACUAUUGACCAAUUGCAUGUGACAAAAUCGCUGCCCUCACUCCAGCUCAAUAAUUUAAUAUCAAGUGAUCUUACCGCAACUGCAAACGCAAACAAUAACCACCUGGGUGUAUGCAAGCUUGGAUCGCAAUCAGCACAGGUCGUAAAGAAAUCGAACGGGUUGGAGAACAUCGAAACCGUCACGACAUCCGCAACCUGCCGCUCUCUGGAAAUUCAGGAAUUACCUAAUGUUCCAGCGCAAGCCUUUGGGGCCAGUAGCAGCAUAAAAAAGGAAAACGAGCAAAGUGAUCUUUUAAAUGACGCUUCAAUCAAUUGUACCAGCACCAGCAAAGGAAAUAAUAUCUGUGAUAAUGUCAGCAAUGAUAAAAAGAAUUCUGAACAAAUGUUUGAUAUUGAUAACACCCCAACGCCUAUGAAUGUUUCCAAUACUUCAAUGUGUCAGGAUCGAUCAACUUCCCGUAAGUUAUCUGACCUUCCGCACCUUAAGAAAAAGAGUGCGGCAUGUGGAGAUAAUAGCACAUUUUCGGGAGUACCUUUUACAUCGUCAUUAAGUUCGGUGUCUGCGGGAAAUCCAGAAAGCGAUGCAAGUAAAGCUUUAAACAUUAAAAAUACAUCUGAAAGUACACAAGGUAAAGUGGUUCAUGCUGGUGCGUCAGUUCCCACAUCUCCGGCGAAUGUGGGCGAAUCUGGGAAUAGAGAGCUUGGUAUGUUGCAGAAAUCUUCUUCUGAUAAGGCGCUUUAUCCCAGCAUGUGCGUUACGCCAUCUGUUUCGUCAGUGCAAUUUCCCAACGUUGGAGUAUCAGCUGGAAAUGAGAAAAUUGUGUCAACAGUUGCAUCUGAUAUUGAUCAAAAGAUUAUUUUUAAUACCAAGACAACAGUUUCAAACGGAUUGUCAUCAGGAGUGCAACGGUCAAUUGUUCCAUUAUUAUCUGCUGCGCAAUCGCCAGCUACAGCCACUCUAAGCAGUCCCUUUAGCGCACACAUGGCAACACCGAAUGCUGGAUUAUCAAUAUUAAGUUCGGCUUCAAGUGUGAUCCUGGCAAGCAGCAUAAAAUCAAAUGAUAACUUUGCAAGAAGUAACAACAAUAGCAGUAACAAUAACAAUGGAAGUUCGAAUAGUCAGGGAACAUUAUCAUCCGUUGGAUUGUCAAGCAGCUCGGAAAUUACGAAAAAUAGUUCAGUUUCAACCUCCUCGCCUCCCAAUCCCAUAGUUAAUGGCUUCCUUAGUGUUUAUCCGCCUGCUACGAUUGCGACAUCAUCAGUAGCUACGAGUACGUUGCCACGUGUUUCUCCCAAUGCAACAAAUAAAUUAGUGGCACCGGUUUCUACAUCCAUCUCGAUAAACACAAACUAUGUUGGAAUUUCUGGUGGAACAACAACUACGUCCGGUAUGGGAAAGGUGGUCUUCGGCACUGGCGGGAAUGCAAUUGUAGGUACGGGGUCUCCAUUGCUUUUUCCUGGAGCGCCACCUGCCCCCAUUUCUCACGUUGCUUCUGGUGUGCCCAUGAUUAUCCAAGCCCCUCCAUACCGAGCACCUUAUACGAAUUACCCCCUCUACACUCCAUACAGCGGCCUUACGCAUGGGUCGUACCUGCCUCCAGUAUUGCCGGUCGCCACGUCCAACAUACCGCCCACACAAAUUCGGAGCUCGGAUAGUCGAAACAGUCGUGAGUCGCCAGCAUCUUUAAAAGCGACAUCGUCGAAUAUUGCAUUAAAUGUCUCGAUGACACCGACCUUGCGAUCUAUCACGCCACUCAAUAAUAGCUGUGCAAUAUCUAGCGGCGCAUCGCAGCCCGUUGUGUCGGUGGUCCCUUCGGCAAACACAACUGCCCUUUCGUUAAGCAACUCACAUAUAUCUCAUUCCCAUCAUGUGCCUGUGUACGCGACAGGUGCAUUUUCCUCUGCGACGGCCGGGACAAGUACCCCGAAUUCCGGACUAUCUACUCUGGCGGUAACCUCGCUUUCAACCUCGGCUGCUCCACAACCGCACUUCCCCCAGUCUACCCAGAUGCAUUCACAGAGUGGAAAUUUCUCGUCUGUGUCUCAUUUGCUAACAACGCACUCAAUGCCGCCGCAGAAUCAGCCUUUAGUGCGUUGCGGAAGUGCACUGUAUUCAUCAUCCGCCUCCGCCGUUGCCGCCUCCUCAAACUUCAGCCCAUCGGUUCUCGCCGUUCAAAGUUUAACGACGGCGGUUACGUCGAGCUCGUCAUCGCCAUCUACAUCAUCAUCAUCUGUGAUCCAGAAGGUUAUUUCCCCCAAAGGAGAAAGUCCUUGCAACAAAGAUCGGGAUCCCAGUUACAGUACAAAUAUCAGGUCCCACGGUGCAUCAACAAUAUUGCCUGUCGUGUCCCAGGGAAUUAGUCUGGGCUCGUCUUUUUGCGGUAUCCCCCCAAGUCAAUAUGGAGGUACAGGUACCUCAGUAUUAUCCUCAAGUUCUUCAAUGACGGGACUGGGAAAUCUCCCCUCAUACUCCUCGAAGGCGGCACUUUGGUUGAACUCACCUGCCAACGCAGUGGUAACGUCAUGUGCUUCCUCAACGCCCAUAGUAUCGAGCGGAAGUGCCCGUCCGACUCCUCCGCUCUCGAACUGCACAAGCAUGGGAAUUGGCAUGGUGAACUCGGCACCAACGGCGAGAUCCUCUUGCAAUGCCAUAUCGCCUCUUUCCAUUCCUGCAACUGCUGGUAUUCACGUGUCUGCCACAAAUCCCUCUUUUCAGUCGUCGUCAUACUUCCCAACACCUUUAGCGCCGCCGCCAUCUUCCCCAUCACCAGCUACAUCUUCCGCGGCCAUCAUCAGCUCUGCCUCUCCAUUUCCGGCAGUGUCUCACUCAAUGAGCAGUAUUGUAACAACGGCAGGAGCGCCCACAACCACGGCCUCAUCUAUAACACAGCCUACAGCUCCGGCAAUAUCAAAUACAGUGACAAGCACGCCGCAUCCCUUUUCUGCAGAAUCGCUUUUUCAGCCAAGCAAAAAUGAUCAAGCUGAUUUGCUGAGGCGUGAGCUAGACAGCAGGUUCCUGGAUAGAUCUGGCUUGGCUGUUACCCCCACGCCGCCAUCAUCAACAUACUUACGAACUGAUCUCCAGCAUCAACAACACCCACAUCUACAUCAACACCCGCAGUUGCUUCCGCCAGCAUCGGCUUCAUCAACUCCCUUAACAGCUGUGCAGCCAACUUCUGGACAAAUAUUUCCCCCGCCAUUAUUUAAAGAUCUUUCCAAAAUCUCGUCCGUCGAUCCUCAGUUCUAUCGUGCUGGUAUGGGGUUACCAACAGCAGGCUACAGUGGAUACACCUCAGCAGGCCUUUUGCACAGUGGCUUAGGGGGGCCAACGCCGUUCAUGCCUCCCAACCACUUAACUUCGUUUGCCCCUAAGAAAACUGGUCGUUGGAACGCUAUGCAUGUUCGAAUUGCGUGGGAAAUUUACUACCACCAAAACAAGCAAAGCUCUGAAAAGACAGGAUUUCCAACAGCGUCUUCGAAUGCACAAUCGAUCAACGCACCAAUUCCGCCAGGUAACCUGAUCAGUGGAGGAGGUGGCAUGGCCAGUGGGGCCAACACGCCAGUUAAUAAUGUAGCAGCUAUCCCAGCGGUUGGUGGUGGUGUCCUAGUGUCAAAUGGGCCGGCUUCUGUACUUGGUAUCAAGACAACACCACAACUGGGUCUUAAUACGGCACCGCAGCACAUUCUUCAUCGUGCGAAUGAACUGCCACCAUCAGCAGCAUUCGCCAAUGCGUUGCCAGGUCGAUUAGCGUUUGAAACGUCUAACUUGACGGCGAGUUUCAUUGGAGCUCCUCCCAGUCAUAUUGGAACCGCUGUUUCCCCGUUUGGACGUUAUGUGAAUCCGUUUGGUUUCACAGGCCUAACACAUUUUGGUGGCCAUUUAGACUCGUGGAGAUCGAACGCAAUGCAACGGAGUGUGGCCGCAUAUCAUCCCUCAACUGCUUCAGCGUCGCCCAACUGGCCGGUCAAGACGGAUCCCGGUCUGGACAACGCACGGCGCGAAGCGGAGGAACGUGAGCGCGAGCUGCGGGAUCGUGAGCAGCGGGAACGUGACCGUCAGCGACGCGAACGGGAGGAGCGUGAACGCAAAGAAAAGGAGGAAAAACUAAAGCGAGAACAACAGGAGCGGGAACGAGAACGGGAACGUGAUCGAAAGGAACGGGAGCGUGAGCGGAGGGAAAUUGAACGACGUGAAAUGGAGCGUGAGCGAAUGCUGCAGCAGCAGCGAAUAAACGAGAGCAAUAAGCAAGCGGCGGCAGUGCAUGCAGCGGCUGCUGUGGCCGCACCUGUACGCGAUCGCUCUCCGCAUCGAAACGUUGGCGAGCUCAACACGGAAAUUCGAAUCAAGGAGGAGCAUCCGCGCACAAAGGACGAGCAGGACGUAAUGCUUUUGCGUGCUUCGGCAGCUGCAGUCGGAGUAGGUGAUCCCCGCUACCAUUCAUCUUCGUUGGCGGCCGCUCAAGCAAAUGCAGCUGCAGCGGCUGCACAUCAUCAUCACGCCAACUUCAUGGCAGCUAGUCGACAUGGAUUACCCCCACCAUCACACCUUACUCGCACCAUGAUGCCACCCACUUUAAGUGUCGGUGGACCAAUGGCGCAUUUCGGUGCACCAGCGCCUCCAGGCUGGGGAAUAGAUCCGUAUCGCGACCCCUAUCCCAUGCUCCGCUACAACCCCAUCAUGGAAGCUGCCCUGAGACAUGAGGCUGAGGAGCGACAAAAGGCGAUAAAUAUCUACGCAGCCCAGUCUGCAGCCCAUUUGCGCAGCAAGGAGCCAAGUCCUAUUCCGCCUUCAGUUGGUUCCCUAGGCCCACCUCCGCCCCACCACCGGCUGCAGAUAGUAACUGGUGGCGUUGUUGGCCCAUCAGGAGUUCAGCAGCAACAGCAGGGCCAGCAGCCGCCACAGCUUUCUAGUGGUGGCGGAAUCGGAAAGAACUCGGGGCCGCCGGCACCAGUAAGCAUUCCAGUCCAGCAUAUGAUUAGCGUCGACUCCAUGAGCCAACAAACUGUUACCGCGAAGAAGGAAGCGGACCACACGAUGGGCAUUGUCACAAAUGCAGGCGUUGGUCUUGGUACAGUACCUGGUGGUGUUAUAGGAAUAUCUCCCGUGUCAUCUGUGGCGCCAAGUCGAUGAUAAGAAAAUCGUUACUAACAACAAUGUAAAAGCGAAUAAGACAAAGAAAUUUGAAAAAUUUCGAUCACCUCCACCAAAAUGUCAUCAUACGCAAAGUCCCAUCCUAAUUACCUCCUCCCAGCAUCAUUUUGAGCCUGAGAGAACACCAAUAAAUAAAGCGCAACGCUUUUGUAAACUAUAAUUCUUGAAUACAUACAUUAAUUUGUAACGUGAGGAGAUAGAAGAUGUUUGUGGCAAACAAAAAUCAAAUUAAAGAGGUUAAGACUUCCUUAUACUUCAGACCUAGCAUUCAACCUAAGCACUGAGUCCCACAUUGGCAAAAUACUUUCCUCGACCUUAAUAUGGUCGCGCGUUGAAACGUCACAUAAGUAAUAUGAACUUUACUUAUUUUUAAUAAAUACAAAUUACAAGCAUAAAAAUAAAUUUAGGUUCGCAUAUUUAGUUUAAGUGUAUUUGUAUUAUUUGUAUAAUAUAAGCUUAAGAACAGCCACGAGACAUGUUGAGCAAGAAAAUAAUUAUAAUUUGAUUGUACAUAUACAUAUAUACAAAGAACUCUCAUAGUUAUAUGACAUCAACAUGCAGCCUAUGGAAUCCAAACUAUCAUGCACAUGAUACAUAACUCUAUGUAUAUCAGUGACAGCUUCAUUCCCUUUGUGCAUUACGUGUUUAAGGACUAAUUAUCAUAUAUGCAAUUUAUGUAAAAAUUGAUAAAACUAAAAAUAGAAUCAUUACAAAAAACAUGUGCGGUUUAUUUUACU
Messenger RNA from Drosophila rhopaloa, 9305 nucleotides. It is a transcript of the gene tay, whose product is annotated as mucin-12. The transcript has 14 exons. Bases 1342 to 8547 code for a protein of 2401 amino acids. The record is from RefSeq and is a predicted model, not a curated record. NCBI's taxonomy places the organism in Eukaryota, Metazoa, Arthropoda, Insecta, Diptera, Drosophilidae.